Molecule: messenger RNA, 651 nt
Organism: Gregarina niphandrodes
Lineage: Eukaryota; Apicomplexa; Conoidasida; Eugregarinorida; Gregarinidae
Exons: 1
Coding region: 1-651 (216 amino acids)
Source: RefSeq, a predicted model, not a curated record
AUGGCUGGAUCAGCGAAGUUUGCGAGUGAGGAGUUGAAGGCUUUGUGCCAAACGCGCGUGGAAGCGGUGGCAGGUGGUACGCAGGGUCCUGUGGGCCGUGUGGACGAACUGGCGGGGUAUAUUCCGGACCCGAUCCCUUCUGAGGCGUGGGGUAUAUGGGCUUCUAGUGGCUACUUAAUUGCUGCGAAAUCGAGUGAUGGGAUGAACGGUUGGUACUUUACAGUGGAGGCAGAGGAGUUGCCGGCGUACCCGCAGACGUCUUAUGCAGCAGAGGAUAACAAUGGACAGGCAAUGACCGUUGAAGGCGAAGCUGCGGCCAUGGCAGCUUUCAUCGCUGGCACUCAGAAAUUCUUCUUCAUCAACGGCGAACGUUUCACUCAAACUGCCGACCGUGCUCCCGAAGGACACUCUUACUUCGUCAACUGUUCUGGACCCAACUCCAGAGGCGCACUCUGUCACUUCGAUACUGCUGGCACCGGCGUCUCCAUCUUCAUCUAUUCAUCCAGCAAGCCCGUCGGUACUGACGAACGCAUGGGCCUUGCCAAGACACUCCCAGAUUUCGAAGCACAACCUGUCGACUCGCGAAAUCUGCCCUCCCUCCUCGCAGGCUUCGCAAACGAAACAUAUGCACCCUUCUGGAUCUGCCAAUAA